Messenger RNA from Saccostrea echinata, 1155 nucleotides. RefSeq lists its product as uncharacterized. The transcript is spliced from 3 exons. Gene Ontology annotation, molecular function: zinc ion binding; nucleic acid binding. NCBI's taxonomy places the organism in Eukaryota, Metazoa, Mollusca, Bivalvia, Ostreida, Ostreidae. The record is from RefSeq and is a predicted model, not a curated record. Bases 1 to 1155 code for a protein of 384 amino acids.
AUGAGUGUACUUAAACCAAAACAUUCCCUAGUUGGGAAAUCAUUGGUACCAGUGAUAUUGAAAUUCAAAGCACAAGAAGAUAGAAUUGAGGAGUGUGACCUGAACAGAUUGAAAAAAGGGCAUUCUUUAACCAGAUAUAAUCAGGAUGAGUUGAGAUCUGAGUUUGAAGGACUUACAGGAGAGAACCCAAGAGACAUUUUGCUCCUGGCAGGGAGGGAAGAGGAUUUUGAUAGUCUGGUUAUCUUGAUGCAUUUUGCUAUUGCACAUGCGAAUCUGGCGGGGGCACCAAAAGGUCAAAGUCUAGUGCAAACUUCCACUUCUGAAGCUUAUCAAACGGUGGCUCCUGUUAAUAUUAGUGGAGCUGUGGCCCCAUCUAGCUCAGCUGCUACUGCUUCUACUAGCUCAUCUGUGGCCGCAACAUCUAGUGUUUCUCGGGCAUCAGGUGACAAGAAUAUGGAAACCAGAUUGAGGGAUAUAGAGAAGAAGAUGGAAUCCAUAAAAGAGAAAUCAGGGGAGGAUCAGGUAGAGGAGUGUUUAAGACAAGUUCGGAUUUUGGCUGGUCGUCCUAAUCUUACGCAGGCGCAUGUCCUCUUGGCUGCUUUGGAAACACUUGUUGAUGUGGCAUUUAGAAACUCUCAUAAAGAUGCUGAUUUUUAUUCAAAAGCAUUUACACAUUGUAAAAAGUAUGAAAAUUCUAAAGAUUUAUGUGGGCUUACUAUGAAGUUAUUUGGUUCAGCUGAGGAUAAGAAAAUUGCUAAUGUUGUAGCUGAUUGGCUUAAGGGGAAGAAGUAUGAAGGGUCCGGGGUAGCUGAGGAAAAAGAGAAUGUUGGGCAAAAUAAUUACAAAAAUUUGGGAGAUUUGUCAGGAAUGCAGGCUAAUCCUUAUCCUUAUGUACCAUUGAUGGGACAGCCACAGUUCCCCUUUUCACCUUAUCCCAUGCCAUAUUCUGGGUACCCUGCCCAGGGUUUUGGGUUCCCUCGUCCUUCAGGUAGAGGUAUGGGUGUGCGCCCUCGCAGGGGAAGAUGUUUGUUUUGUAAAGACUUGGGACAUUUUAUAGCUGAUUGUCCAAAAAUGAAAAAUAAAAUAAUUGUUUUGGAUACAAAGCCUUCAACUCGGGGGUUUCUAAUGCCCUUUGUGAUUAUUCACAUGAGUUGA